AUUCAUUAAUCAUAGAAAUUGAGACCGAAAAUAUUUAUCAAGAUAUGAUAAACGAUUGUGAUUUAUUUGAUUUUAGUGAUUAUCCCGAAGAGCAUUGGGUGGUAAAAAAUCUUCCAAAAGAUCAAUGGAUAAUUAAUGAAGAAGGUAAGCGUGUAUUAAAAAAUACUAAAGUAAUAGGUAAGUGGAAGGAUGAAAAUGGAGGAGAUAGAGCUAUCGGCUAUGCAGGAGUUCGUGCAAAAUGUUAUAGCGUUGUGUGUGAAAAUUCACGAAAAAAUAAGAUAAAAGCAAAGGGUCUUAAAAAAGCACUUAUCAAGAGAGAGCUCACACAUAAAAUAUUCGAAGACUGUGUUUUAGAGGGAAAAGAUGAUCAACCACGAACCACCCAAUUCCUCCGAAGUUACAGGCAUCGAAUGUAUAGAAUAAAGCAAACAAAGAGGAGUAUUAACCCACUAGAUACAAAAUUAUGGUUAUCCCAAGAUGAAAAAGCUGAUCCAUAUGUAUAUGGAGAUUGUGAAAUUCCGAAAGAAUAA
Molecule: messenger RNA, 530 nt
Organism: Cetraspora pellucida
Lineage: Eukaryota; Fungi; Glomeromycota; Glomeromycetes; Diversisporales; Gigasporaceae
Source: the annotation of a GenBank genome assembly